UCAUUGAACCUGAAGUGUAUUGAUUCACGUCUAAAGCUGGACAAAAGCGGGAUUUCAAUAACAGCUCCUGUAUGUUUCCGACAUUCUAGAUUCUACUCCAUCGUCGCUUCCAAUCUACUCCGGCCGAACUCCGAGUACCACGUAUCAGUGAGCAAUCUGGACAUACAGACGCCGGUGAAGUUUAGAAUCACGUUAAAUAACACCGGUAGCGGUGUACCUAUUGCCGUUGAGGAUGUCACUCUCGGUCAUGGGGAAUCACGGUUGAUUCCAUUAAGUAUUGGUGAUAUUGCACAAGGCGACUACAGUCUGGUGGCCGAAGGGUUAUCAGGUUUUCUGUUCAAAAACGAUUCCAGUCUCAACUAUCAACCGAAGAGUUUUUCGGUGUUUGUACAGACAGAUAAGGCAAUAUACAAACCGGGAGACACCGUACGUUUUCGUGUUUUAGUGCUGGAUCCUAAUACGAAGCCACUGCAGAAGGUGGACAGUGUGAAGAUACAUAUCACGGAUGGUAAAAGCAAUCGUAUUAAACAGUGGCACGAUGCAAAACUGGUUAAGGGAGUUUUCGAGUCGGAAUUGCCAUUGUCAAGCGCUCCGGUUCUGGGUCGGUGGUUGAUUAACGUGGAAGCACUGGGAACGACGAAAGCGCAAGAGUUUGAAGUUGACGAAUACGUGCUACCAAAGUUUGAGGUCAGCGUAGAGUCACCUGGAAUCACCACAUUCAAGGAUGGCAAGGUGAAGGCAAUCGUCCGCGCCAAGUACACCUACGGCAAACCGGUAAAGGGAGAAGCUACCGUUUCCGCGUAUCCGGACUUUCGUUUCCACUAUGUUCAACCAUUCGAGCGGGACGUUAUUACUAGGAAAACCGUUCCGAUCGAUGGGAAAGGUUCAGUCGAGUUUGACUUGCGCGAUGAAAUCAAACUGGAAGGAGAAUAUACGCGAGAGAUCGUGAUUGAGGCGAUCGUCGAAGAGGAGCUUACCAGUAGGAAGCAAAAUACGACCUCCAAAGUUACAAUCUAUGACCGAAGGAUUAAGAUGGAGCUGGUGAAGAGCGGAGAAAAGUUUAAACCAGGACUGCCCUAUACCGCUUGGCUUAAGGCAAGCUUCCAGGAUGGAGCUCCCGUGCAAGAUAGUCUCAAUCAGGUUGAAGUUACACAGGAGUCCGGUUGGCCAAGUACCAAUAUUACGAAGCGUAACUAUACUUUGGAUCAAAAUGGAAUAGCCAAGCUGGUGGUGAAUACAGAUAUCGAGGCUGAUAACAUGGAUUUCAAGGCGGAAUACUUAGGAACGGUAUACUACCUUGGAGGGAUUUCCAAGGGAUGGGUCAAGACGGAAGCUUAUAUGCGGGCAAAGGUUCUCACAGAAAUUCCUACCAUUAACAAAGAUAUAACGGUUGAUGUGUCCUCGACGGUUCCAAUGAAAUAUUUAAAUUAUCAAGUUUUGGGCCGAGGUGACAUCAUCGUUGGUGGCACUAUUGCCGUUCCUGAGCAAAAGUCUCAUACGUUCCGAUUCCCGGCCAGCUUUGCCAUGGUGCCAAGAGCACGUUUGGUAGUUUAUUUUAUCCGAGAAAAUGGUGAGCUUGUUAGUGAUAAGACGGAUAUCGAGUUCGGCAACGAUCUUCAGAACUUCCUCAAAGUAUCGCUCUCCAAGACUCAAUCGAAACCUGGACAAGACGUGGACAUUAGUAUAAGCACUAACCCUGAUUCGUACGUUGGAUUGCUCGGCGUGGAUCAGAGUGUUUUAUUGCUUAAGAGCGGAAACGAUCUUACCACCGGAAAAGUGUUCGACGAAUUGAAGAUGUACGAGCAGGCUAGCUACGGUUACUAUCGGAGAAAGCGAUUUGCUCCGUGGACAUACCGUCCUUCCUACGAGGAUUUCAACGAUAUUGGAGCUGUAAUCAUGACAAACGCCAACGAACCACCACCGAACGAUACCUCCUCCCGUUUAUCCCCGAUUACCUACAAGGUGCUCCGAGCUCCCGACGGUUCUCCACUGUACACGGUGAUCGAGAAGCAACCUCGAUCGCUGCCGGUCCACGAGUUCAAAACCAACACUCGGCCACCACUGGCCGGACCGUAUGCCUUCAGCCGUAUUCCAAAGCCUCACAGAAAUAUUCCCCGAAUUUUCCUGUCGCAAGAAAUCGCCAACACGUGGCUGUUUGAGAACGCGUACUCAGGCUUCACCGGCGAGAAAACAAUCACGAAAAAGGUACCAGAUACCAUAACCUCCUGGAUCAUCACAGGCUUUUCGGUGAAUCCCGUUUACGGCCUGGGAUUAACGCAAACGCCAAGGAAGCUGAACGUUUUUCUGCCCUUCUUCGUAUCCACCAAUUUGCCCUACUCGGUUAAACGGGGUGAGAUCGUUUCCAUUCCGAUCGUAAUCUUCAAUUACAUGGAGUCGGACCAGAAUGCCGAGGUGACCUUCCACAAUACUGAGCAGGAGUUUGAGUUUGCCGAUGUGGAGAACGAAAUCCACGAUAGUCCAAAAUUGGAACUGUUCCGCAAAAAGACCGUUGAAGUACCGUCAAACAGUGGAAAAACGGUUUCCUUCAUGGUGAAGCCGACGAAGUUGGGUCACAUUACAAUUAAGGUAACGGCGACUACCAAACUGGCCGGUGAUGGCGUCGAAAGGCAACUGCUGGUUGAACCGGAGGGGCUUCCACAGUACGUCAAUAAGGCGUCUUUUGUGGAUUUACGGGCAACGCCAGAAGCAAUGAGCAACUUUAGUGUUGAUGUGCCGAAGAAUGCGGUUCCGGACUCUACUCGAAUUGAAGUCUCCGUAAUUGGUGACGUGUUGGGAUCUACAAUCCAGAAUCUCGACUCUCUUAUCCGAAUGCCAUACGGCUGUGGCGAACAGAACAUGUUGAACUUCGUUCCAAAUAUCGUAGUGCUGGACUAUUUGAAGAACACCAAUCAAUUGAAUUCUAAGAUCGAAGAGAAGGCGAAAAAAUUCAUGGAAUCAGGCUACCAGCGUGAGCUGACGUACAAACAUGAUGACGGAUCGUUUAGUGCCUUUGGGAAUAGCGAUAAAAGGGGAAGCACGUGGUUGACCGCAUUCGUAGCGCGCUCAUUUAAACAAGCUGCCAAUCACAUCAGCGUCGACGAGAAAAUAAUUGAUCGUUCGCUGGAGUGGUUGAGUGAUCAGCAAGCAGCCAACGGAAGCUUCCCUGAGGUGGGAAAAGUUUCACAUAAAGAUAUGCAGGGAGGAUCCGGGCAAGGAAUCGCUUUAACCGCGUACACGUUGAUCGCCUUCCUGGAGAACAAGAACUUGAUCCCCAAGUAUAAGAACGUCAUCAACAAGGCUCUGGAUUACAUCGUGCGCAAUACCGAAGGCUUGGAUGAUAAUUACUCCAUGGCCCUCGCAGCAUAUGCACUGCAACUAGCUGAUCACAGUGCCAAGGACUAUACUUUGUCUCUGUUGGAUACCAAGGCCACAACGGAUGGGGACACAAAAUGGUGGCAUAAACCAAUUCCGGAAAGCGAAAACAAAAGCCCUUGGUACAGUAAACCGAACUCAGUCAACGUGGAGAUGUCUGCGUAUGGUAUGCUAGCCUUUCUGGAAGCUGGUCUGGACACCGAUGCGUUGCCAAUCAUGAAAUGGUUGAUCGCUCAACGUAACGACAAAGGCGGGUUCCAAUCGACGCAGGAUACAGUUGUCGGUUUGCAAGCACUAGCUAAACUGGCUGCGAAAAUUUCCUCUAAAAACAGCGACGUAACCAUUGUGGCAAGCUUUAACGAUAAUCAGCAAAAGGAGAUGAAGGUCAAUGCAGAGAACAAAAUGAUUCUUCAAAAGUUUGAGCUGCCAGCUAAUGCGAAAAAAAUUGACAUCAAGGCGACCGGACGAGGAUUCGCCAUUGUUUCUUUAUCAUACAAGUACAAUAUGAAUGUGACCGGUGAAUGGCCACGGUUUGUUCUGGAUCCCCAGGUUAAUAAGAACUCCAAUCAAGAUUAUCUGCACCUAUCGGUGUGUACCAGUUUUGUUCCAGCGACCGGCCAGAACAGUUCUAACAUGGCUGUUAUGGAAGUAGGCUUCCCCAGUGGCUUCACUGCUGAUUCGGAUACCCUACCCUCGCUGGAGAACAUGGAUUACAUCAAAAAAGUCGAGCUGAAGGAUGGUGAUACCAUUGUGGUGUUAUACUUCGAUAGUUUGGAUCGCAAGGAAAUUUGCCCAACAGUCUCCGCCUUCCGUACCCACAAAGUGGCUAAGCAAAAGCCGGCUCCAGUAGUAAUCUAUGAUUAUUAUGACAACUCUCGUAUUGCUCGUCAAUUCUACGAUGGCCCCAAAUCAACUCUGUGUGAUAUCUGUGAAAAUGAAGACUGCGGUCAAUCCUGUACGAUAAAAUCGCAAAAACAACGCUCGCCCAAGGACGCGCAGUACGGUGAAACUGUGAUGGUGACUAGCGCUGGCAGUUCGAUACAUUCGAUCGCGCUGUCAUUUAUCGUGGUUGCAGUUUUGGUCAAGCUGUUCCAAUAAGCUUGAUUAAGCAAGAAGUAAUGGGGAGAACAAAAGAGUGAUUUGCAAUAGUUUUGAAUUAUAUGUCAGUUUUAAAAUCAUUGCGAUUCGGUCUUUUACUGAAAUAUUUUACCAGGAAUUACUUUUUAUUAAAGUACUGAUGUUGAUAAAAGGAA
Topomyia yanbarensis is the source of this 4625-nucleotide messenger RNA. Its product is annotated as thioester-containing protein 1 allele R1-like. The transcript has 12 exons. Gene Ontology annotation, cellular component: extracellular region. The record is from RefSeq and is a predicted model, not a curated record. Gene Ontology annotation, molecular function: endopeptidase inhibitor activity. The annotation marks the transcript as partial. NCBI's taxonomy places the organism in Eukaryota, Metazoa, Arthropoda, Insecta, Diptera, Culicidae.